Mangifera indica (mango) is the source of this 1987-nucleotide messenger RNA. RefSeq names its product polypyrimidine tract-binding protein homolog 2-like. Gene Ontology annotation, biological process: regulation of RNA splicing. The transcript has 12 exons. Bases 328 to 1671 code for a protein of 447 amino acids. Gene Ontology annotation, cellular component: nucleus. The record is from RefSeq and is a predicted model, not a curated record. Gene Ontology annotation, molecular function: mRNA binding. Lineage: Eukaryota; Viridiplantae; Streptophyta; Magnoliopsida; Sapindales; Anacardiaceae.
ACCUCAACCGGCUGCUCAAUACGCUUACCCGGCGCCAAAAUUAUUUCACAAGAAAAAAAAAAAAUUAAAUCAUAAAUCUCUUCAGCUUCAUUCUCUCCUUGGAAACCCUAACCUCAAACCAAAUUCAAAGUUUGGCUCGUCAGGGGGGCUGUGAUCGCUGUUUCUUACUUUUGUUGGUUAAAUACAAAUUGGGAAGGCUAGUAUAUAAAUGAUGAUGAUAUUUGACAGGACAUCUGUAAAUGACUUCAUCUAUGUUUGUUUUGGUUGUAGUUCCGAUGAAGGAAUGCUUAUCACUUAAUAUAACUUACAUCGGGGUGGUUGUUCAGAAUGGCAUCUGUUUCUAGUCAGCCACAGUUCCGUUACACUCAACCGCCAUCUAAGGUGCUACAUUUGAGAAACUUACCGUGGGAAUGCACAGAGGAGGAAUUAAUUGAACUUGGGAAGCCAUUUGGUAAAGUUGUGAACACGAAAUGCAAUGUCGGAGCUAACCGGAAUCAGGCAUUUAUAGAAUUUGCAGAUUUAAAUCAAGCUAUUGCAAUGAUAUCAUAUUACGCCUCAUCCUCGGAGCCUGCUCAAGUGCGGGGGAAAACUGUGUACCUGCAGUAUUCUAAUAGACAGGAGAUAGUAAACAACAAAACAACAGCAGAUGUUGCUGGAAAUGUACUGUUGGUAACAAUUGAGGGUACAGAUGCACGCCUUGUCAGCAUUGAUGUCUUACACCUGGUUUUUUCAGCUUUUGGGUUUGUGCAUAAGAUUACUACUUUUGAGAAAACGGCUGGAUUUCAGGCCUUGGUUCAAUUUUCCGAUACAGAAACUGCUACCUCUGCAAAAAAUGCGCUCGAUGGAAGAAGCAUCCCUAGGUAUCUUCUUCCCGAGAAUCUGGGGCAAUGUACCCUGAGGAUCACAUAUUCUGCGCACACAGAUUUGAGUGUGAAAUUCCAGAGUCAUCGUAGCAGGGACUACACUAAUCCUUACCUUCCUGUUGCUCCAUCAGCCAUUGAUGCUAGUGGUCAGUUUAGUGUGGGCAUUGAUGGGAAAAAACUAGAACCUGAGAGCAAUGUUCUUCUUGCAUCUAUUGAGAACAUGCAGUAUGCCAUCACCUUGGAUGUAUUGCACAUGGUUUUUUCUGCUUUUGGGCCUGUUCAGAAGAUUGCCAUGUUUGAUAAGAAUGGUGGACUUCAGGCCUUGAUUCAAUAUCCUGAUGUUCAGACAGCUGUUGUUGCAAAGGAAGCCUUGGAAGGACACUGCAUUUAUGAUGGAGGGUUUUGCAAGCUUCACAUUUCAUACUCUCGUCAUACUGAUCUCAGUAUAAAGGUCAAUAAUGAUCGGAGCAGGGAUUAUACAAUUCCCAACACACCUAUGGUGAACCCUCAGCCAUCUCUUCUUGGGCAACAAUCACAUCCUAUGGUGGGCACAGCUGCUCAUCCAUACAAUGGAUCUCAGUAUCCUCCGACGCCUCAGCAGCCUGUGAUGCAGCAGCCUUCAGCAGGAUGGGGCUCAGCUGCUCCAGCAGUAGUACCUCAUUCCAUGCCGAUGAUGAAUAAUCAUUCUUACAUGCCAGCUGGAACAAUGCCACAAAUGGGCCCUGGAAUGAUGCAGAUGCCAGGCCAGGGUGGCAUGCCACCACAUGUAGGGGCUAUGCCUCCAACCAGACCUGAGAAGAUGCAAUAGCACAUCUCCUGAGAAUAUUUUGAUUGUUUUUGUGCAAUUGUGGGAUGACUAUGCCUAUCUGAAAGUGGCUGUUCAAUUUGAUUGGAAAUAUCAUUUUGACCAAAAGAAGCUUACUGGUGAAGAUCCCACAAACAGUUAUGAAGCUGAAAUGUGUCAAAUGUUGCCUUCCAAUUCUGAAGGGAGCUUAUGUAAGUGACAGGCCAAAGAUUGAGUUAUUUAAGAACUCUGUUUUGUUAAUGUGAAAAACUUGGGGAAAAAAAACUCUUGUUCUUUUUCGACCUGACUAUUAAGUUACUGCCAUUCAGGCUUGUGUCGA